Messenger RNA from Microdochium trichocladiopsis, 277 nucleotides. RefSeq lists its product as uncharacterized. The coding region runs from base 25 to 249 and encodes 74 amino acids. The transcript has a single exon. The record is from RefSeq and is a predicted model, not a curated record. NCBI's taxonomy places the organism in Eukaryota, Fungi, Ascomycota, Sordariomycetes, Xylariales, Microdochiaceae.
CAGGGUCCCACUCUUCUGGAGGCUAUGCAGCCUCUCACGGCUCAGCCCUCUCUCACUGCCUUGGCGUUGAUUGGGCCGCCCACCUUACGAGCUGGGCCAGUCAAUUUGAACUCGCAACCCCGAUCGGGACUAGACCCGAGAUGCGCUUGUCUGCCUCAGGCAGGGGUUGACUCUUGUCGGCCAGGGGGUUGUGUGCGCCGGCUCGCUGUGACUCCCCGGCGGCCGGAAACUCGACCCUUGACGUCGUGAGGUCGUGAGGGGGAGAUGACUGUGCCCG